Heterobilharzia americana is the source of this 207-nucleotide messenger RNA. The record is from the annotation of a GenBank genome assembly. Lineage: Eukaryota; Metazoa; Platyhelminthes; Trematoda; Strigeidida; Schistosomatidae.
AUGGAUACUAUAAAAAUCGGCUUACAAUUACAAGUUAAAAUUGUUAGGAUAACUGGAAACUUUGAAGAUUCAACUUGUGCAACAGAUAAUAUUUAUCGUAUUGCAUUCGGUUUCAAACAAAUACGUCAGAAUGAUGGGAUGAAUUCAGUUUAUUUAGAAAGGAAUCAAAUCCUGGAGAUUAAAAUUAGAUUAUAUUUUCUAUGGUAA